Molecule: messenger RNA, 5042 nt
Organism: Pygocentrus nattereri (red-bellied piranha)
Lineage: Eukaryota; Metazoa; Chordata; Actinopteri; Characiformes; Serrasalmidae
Product: integrin beta-1-A-like
Exons: 17
Coding region: 601-3003 (800 amino acids)
Biological process (GO): integrin-mediated signaling pathway; cell adhesion mediated by integrin; cell-matrix adhesion
Cellular component (GO): focal adhesion; integrin complex; cell surface
Molecular function (GO): collagen binding involved in cell-matrix adhesion; C-X3-C chemokine binding; fibronectin binding
Source: RefSeq, a predicted model, not a curated record
CAGCGCUGCGCCUCAGACAACUUGACAAACGGCAGAACAACUUCUCAAAGUUCUGGUUGGAGAGUUUCCGCAAACUUGGCUGAACAGUCACGCGGGCCGGAGCCGAUGACCCUGGUCACGUAUAUUUAGACUCAAACAUGUUACGAAAGUUAUGACACACCGCGCUCAAACUCCUGAAGACCUCCCGCUGGGACAGACCACCGGCCGCCGUUAGGAUUUCCGGUUUGGGCGGGUUUAGGAAGAGGAGGCGGUCCGAGAGCUCCACGUCCGCUCAGCUGCCCGCAGCACGCGCGCGCACACACACGAGCAGCACUCCCUCUACAUCCAGCCAAGGGCGAGCUGGACUCGCUGCCCUUUGUCUCAGUGUUGUCUGUACUGACCGUCGUCCUUUUACACCGUCACUUUACCAAAGAAAGGGAACAUUAGCCGCUCGCCGUGUUUGUGAGGCCGGCGUAUUUUUGGGGCGCGCGACGAAAAACGUAGCCCGGAGUGACCGUUUUCAGAAGAGGAGCUCGCGCCGAGCAGACUUCACUGAGGGGACCUUUCUGUCUGCAAAUGCUCUGAAAACGCGGUCCAGAGGCGAUUCGUCCGUGGGUUGAGAUGGAGGUGAAGGUGAUGUUGAUAGCAGGUCUGCUGGGGCUUUUCUCCCUGUGCACAGCUCAACUUGAUGGUAAUGAUUGCACUAAAGCUUCAGCUCAGUCCUGUGGGGAGUGUAUUCAGGUUGGAGAAAAGUGCGGCUGGUGCACCUUUGAAAAUUUUCUAAAGCAGGGGGAAUCCAAGUCAACACGCUGUGAUGAAGUUGAGGCUCUGAUUAAGAAAGGCUGUCCUAAUGGGACCAUCGAAAACCCUCGAGGGUCAGUCACCGUGAACCAGAACAAACCUGUCACAAACCGUAAGAAAGACGUGGCACAGACAGCGGACCAGAUCACUCAGAUUCAGCCUCAGAAACUCACACUCAACCUAAGAGCAGGUGAGCCUCAGAAGUUUUCUCUGACAUUCAAGAGGGCAGAAGAUUACCCCAUUGAUCUUUACUACUUGAUGGACUUGAGCUUCUCCAUGAAAGAUGAUUUGGAGAAUGUGAAGAACUUGGGAACUGACCUGAUGAAAGAGAUGCAGACCAUCACAUCAGACUUCAGGAUUGGCUUUGGCUCCUUUGUGGAGAAGACUGUGAUGCCCUAUAUCAGUACAACCCCAGCCAAGCUGCUGAACCCCUGCACUGCAGAUCAGAACUGCACCAGCCCCUUCAGCUAUAAGAACGUGCUAAAACUGACUAAAAAUGGCGCAGAAUUUAACAAACUCGUCAGUAAACAGCAGAUCUCUGGAAACUUGGACUCUCCUGAGGGAGGCUUUGAUGCCAUCAUGCAAGUUGCUGUCUGUGGGGAACAAAUUGGCUGGAGGAAUGUCACGCGCCUGCUGGUGUUCUCUACAGACGCUGGCUUCCACUUCGCUGGAGAUGGUAAACUGGGUGGAAUUGUGCUUCCCAAUGAUGGAAAAUGCCACCUGAAGGACAAUAUGUACACCAUGAGCCAUUACUAUGACUACCCUUCUAUCGCCCACCUUGUGCAGAAAUUGAGUGACAAUAACAUUCAGACCAUCUUUGCUGUCACUGAAGAGUUCCAGUCUGUGUAUAAGGAGCUCAAGAAUCUGAUUCCAAAGUCUGCUGUCGGAACAUUGUCUUCAAACUCCAGCAAUGUGAUAAAGCUUAUUAUCGAUGCCUACAAUUCUCUGUCGUCUGAGGUGAUUUUGGAGAACAGCAAGCUGCCUGAAGGAGUGUCCAUUUCAUACGUGUCCCACUGCAAGAAUGGAGUGAGCGAAACAGGAGACAAUGGAAGAAAGUGCUCAAAUAUCUCCAUCGGUGAUGAGGUGUCUUUUGAUGUAGCCAUCACUGCUAAGGGCUGUCCGUCUCAUGGUAAAUCGGAAACAAUAAAGAUCAAGCCACUGGGGUUCAACGAGGAAGUGGUGAUUGUCCUCAACUUCAUCUGUGAGUGUGAAUGUCACGACAAUGGAGUCGCCAACAGUGACAAAUGUCACUUCGGAAACGGAACUUUUGAGUGCGGAGCAUGCAGAUGUAAUGAGGGGCGUAUUGGCAGAGUUUGUGAAUGCAGCAAAGACGAUGUAAGGACGGAGGAUCUGGAUGCAAACUGCCGCAUGGACAACGGGACAGACAUUUGCAGUAACAAUGGCGACUGUAUCUGUGGAACAUGUGAAUGCAAAAAGAGAGACAACCCAGAGGAGAGGUACGAGGGGAAGUUCUGUGAGUGUGACAACUUCAACUGUGACCGAUCCAACAAUAAACUCUGUGGAGGUCAUGGUCAGUGUGUGUGCAGGGUGUGUGUCUGUGACACCAACUACACAGGCAGUGCAUGUGACUGUUCUCUGGACACGCAGUCCUGUGUGGCCAGUAAUGGACAGAUCUGUAAUGGCCGUGGGACCUGCGAGUGUGGAGUGUGUAAAUGCACUGACCAAAAGUUCCAGGGUCCCACCUGUGAGAUUUGCCCCACCUGCCCAGGAGUCUGCACUGAGCACAAAGCCUGUGUCCAGUGCCGUGCAUUUCAGACUGGAGAGUUUAAAGACACUUGUCAAGAAAAAUGCAGCUAUUUCAAUCUGGCCAUAGUGGAUAAGAAGGAGGAUCUUCCACAGCCAAACAGCCAGCCCUACCUCACUCACUGCAAAGAGCGUGAUGCCAAUGACUGCUGGUUUUUCUUUACAUACUCCACUGGGAAUGACACAGUUCAAGUCUAUGUGGUCAAGGAUCCAGAGUGCCCAGCUGGUCCUGACAUCAUCCCCAUUGUAGCAGGCUUAGUCGCUGGUAUUGUUCUGAUUGGUUUGGCCCUGCUUCUGAUCUGGAAGCUGCUUAUGAUUAUCCAUGACCGCAGAGAGUUUGCAAAGUUUGAGAAAGAGAAGAUGAACGCCAAGUGGGAUGCGCAAGAGAACCCCAUUUACAAGAGCCCCAUAAAUAAGUUCCAGAAUCCAAGUUAUGGACGCAAAGGCGGGGCACUCUAAGCCAGAGUCUGUACCCUCCUGCUCCAACCAGGUGAGAAUCCCAUCUACAAAAGCGCUGUGACCACAGUGGUGAAUCCUAAGUACGAAGGGAAGUGAAGGACAAACCAUCCGUCUCAAACACUGUAUGCAAAUGAAUUCAGGAGCAAUGGAGGAGGAGGUUCAUUUUCUUUUUUUUUUUUUCUUUUUGUUUUUUAAAACACUUUGUUAGCUGUGCAUUUCCCACAACUUGCAUCAUGUUUUAUCUAAUCUGUAUUUCUAUGCAUUCUGUACAGUGUGUAUAAACUUGAGUUUUUACUUUUAAUUGUGGAAUUUUCAGAAUGUGGUGUUUGUGUGUGGUGUUUUUAUUUUUUUUAUAUAUAUAUAUCUGUAUGUUGUUGCCUCAUGACUGGCUUUGAUCAUGAAACAAUGAGUUGUGCCUUUUGAAUAUGAGGUAUUUUUACGCUGACACAGUGUUUCUCAGUCCUCGUCCUGCUCUUUGUCUUGGUGUAUUCUCAGCUCUGACCUUACUUAGCUCAGCUCACCAUCUAAUUUGCAGUUCUUGCAUGAGUUAAAGGGGUUAAGCAGAGAGACAGUAAAAUGCAAAGUGCAGCGUUGCUCCAGGACCAGGACUGCGAAACACUGUGCCUAACGAAUGUCAAGGCCUAUCAUGUAGUCAGGUUUGUUCAGAGUGUUGGAGAAAGAUGGAGUAACCCAGUGAUGGGGAGCCUUUAGUGCAAAACACUGGUUUAGGUCUGAUCAAUGGAAACGCAUAGUAAUUAUUCCCGUAAAGGCCGACAAUGACAGUUAUUGACACUGAUUAUUUGAAGACUCGUGUGUUUCACUGGUUUGAGCAAAAUCCUUGAUGGUUUGUGAUCAGAGCUCUCUAUCACUGGUGUAGCAUGUAGCAUGUAGCGGGCCACUGGGUGGAGAGUGCAUGGUGCUGUUUUCUUUCUGGAGGUAAGUUUCCAUUACUUAAGAACCCCCCAGCUCUUUUCCAGUGACAUUACCUAAGGCAGGACUCUUAGCUUUAUAAGCUGGAAUAGAAUAAAAAAAUGGGGACCUUAAGCUUUGAUUAGAAACCACUGCUCUAGAGAACAGAGAACAAUGUUGUGUACAGCCUGCCGACUGAUAUGCAGGCUGUGGUAGUUUGAUGUAUGUUCAGGAAGACUACAGCUGUCAGCUUUCUGUGGAUGUGCUUUUAGAGAUGCACUCUUCCUUUUUUCAGUCGCUUUAUAUAUUUGUUUUAAAAAUACAUGAAGUAAAUCUAAAAUUAUGUUGCAUUGCCAAUCAUUAUGUUAAAAUUAAUCGUUUUAAGUACAAGGGCUCUAGUUUAACGGUCUGAAAGAACCAAAACCUUCAUUGCAUUGACAGUGUGCCUAACAGCUCGUUACAGAUCUACUAUCAUCACAGCUGUUGAAAAGCAGACUAGAGUCCAAAACUGUCAUCUGAAAAAUCUGUGAGCACCUCAGGGCCAGAAACCAGGGACAGAUCUUUGUUUUCAGAAUGUUUUAAGAAAGGUGUGAUUCUCAAUUAAGAACUAAACAAUUAAAUGGAAACCAUUAUAUUUUCUAUGGAGAACGCAAAUGUAUCGAACUGAUGGGUAUAAUAACUCGCGCCUUUUUAAAGGCUUUGUUUUCAAAAUAGAGGAUAAAACUCAGGUUCUUGGUUCCUCUCAACCACGACAAAGCCAAAUAUUUACUGCCUUCUGUGCACGUCUUUGAGCAGCCUUAUUUUGAUUGUUACCCACCAGAAGUGGACUUCCUUUGCUUACUUUGUAUAAAACUAUUCUUGUUUUUUCCUGUUGUUUUUUCCUAACCUCCUCAGUCCUGAAAGGGGCCCAGAAGAGGCGCAGUCAGACUGUAUUGGCGCCGUCGGUAAAGAUCAGUGUUAAUGAGAAGGACCUCUGAACUUGCUGUCUUUCAAAUGCUGUUAAACCUUUAAAGCCACACGCCUCACAGACUGCGUUUUUUAAAGUGCCUUUUUAUUUCUGCAUCCUGCUCACGCUCACAAUCCUUUGUUUCAAAAGUUAUUUAUUAAAAUAAAGAACCAAACUGAUGGAC